Stereum hirsutum FP-91666 SS1 is the source of this 1029-nucleotide messenger RNA. RefSeq lists its product as uncharacterized. The transcript is spliced from 18 exons. Lineage: Eukaryota; Fungi; Basidiomycota; Agaricomycetes; Russulales; Stereaceae. The coding region runs from base 1 to 1029 and encodes 342 amino acids. The record is from RefSeq and is a predicted model, not a curated record.
AUGUCUUCUGCAUCUGACUUGCGAAGCGCGAUCGAGAAUACCUUGGGAUACCAGCUCAUUGGAGCGUUCAUCGCCGCCGCCAUGUACGGCGUGACCGUGCUCCAAACGUACAUUUAUUGGAUCAGGUUUGCAAAGAAGGAUUCAAGGAAGCUUCGAUCUUUGGUCAUCUUCAUUUGGGGAAUCGACACGGUGUGCUCAGCUCUCGUUUGUGCAUCUCUGUACAAGAACCUGGUACAGGACUGGGGUGUGCUCGAUUCCCUGGAGAGCGUUCCAGUGACCUUUGCGCUCGAGAACGGUUUUACUUGCUUCGUUACCGUCGUGGUGCAAUGCUUCUUCGCUCAUCGAGUCUGGCUUGUGAGCGGUAAACAAAGCAAGAUAAUACCGGUCGUAAUAGCGAUAUUUGCCCUGGUCGGAUUUGGUGGCGGAUGCGCCUUAACAGCACGGAUGUUCAUAACCAAUCUAAAUCUACAAGUGGUAGAGACCGACGUAUUCAUCAACAAUGCUUGCAUUGUCGAUCAAACUGCAGCUGCUGCCUGUGAUAUCCUAAUCACACUCUCGCUUUAUUAUUAUUUGAAUCUGGGUAGAAGGAAGGACUCGCUCACUCGUCGGGCUGACAGUGUCCUUCAGUCUCUGGUUAUCUAUUUCAUCAGCCGUGGCAUUUUGACGACCGUGUUUCAGAUUUUGGCCGUGGCUACGUACGCCGGUCUUCGGUCGCAACAGCUGUGGAUAAUCUGGCAGGUCUGUCUGAGCAAAGCCUACGUUAACUCUCUCCUCGCCAUCCUCAAUGCGCGCGAAUAUCUCAGCAAGACCCUCAACGGUCCCGACAAUAUGCACACCAUAUCCGAACUUCGCUUUGAUUGCGGACCUGCGACGAAUUCUACUGGGAUUACCGGAUCCAGUCACGCAACGGGAGGGGCAGCUAUCGAGCUCGGAACUGGAAGUCAAAAUGACCAGGGCGACCAGGAGAAAGAGAUCAAAUUCUCCAAUCCAACGCCACCGAAGAGCCAGAGUUCCUUCAGUAGGGUGUGA